Molecule: messenger RNA, 306 nt
Organism: Penicillium roqueforti
Lineage: Eukaryota; Fungi; Ascomycota; Eurotiomycetes; Eurotiales; Aspergillaceae
Exons: 2
Coding region: 1-306 (101 amino acids)
Source: RefSeq, a predicted model, not a curated record
AUGCCAGUCCAAAUCCUGCAAGACCCUGGUGAAGUUUUCGAAGCAAUUCAGAAGAGCCCAAAGUCGGUGGUUGUGCAUUACUGGGCUCCUUGGAUGGAGCUAGAGUCGCAAUUUAUGUCUAUGUUCUUCGAGGCGGAUGAAAAUCGUGGGGAGGAGGUUGAUUUUGUCAUUGUGGAUAGUGGAUUUAUUCAUCCCCAGCAUAGUCCAGAUGAGAUGCCCUUGACGGUUCUCUAUCAGGGCGGCGAUGAGGUAGAUCUUGCUCCGUUUGAUCUCGAAGAAAUCCGAGCACUUAUUGAGAGAGCAUAA